GCUCAGUAUGUCUUUGAUAAAUAUAUAUAUCGACGUUGGAUAGCACCCCAAGAUGGCUUUAACCGAGCGAGAUAGCAUCUCAAUCGCUCAACUGAUUGUUUUCUUAUUCUCAUUAUUUGUCGCUAUAUGGUUAGCAAUACGCCACGGCUUCGGCCGCAACGCAGGAUGGUUCUACCUUAUCAUUCUCUCGCUCGCCCGUAUUGUCGGAGCAUCGCUACAACUAGCCACCAUCUCAGAUCCCACCAACGUUAGCCUGCAGAUCGGAGCAGUAACCCUACAAAGCGUCGGCCUAUCCCCGUUAAUCUUGACCCAACUUGGCUUAAUCGGGCGUGCCCUCGCAAGCAUCCAAAAAUCGACAACGGCAUUUAUAACCGUGAACAGAUUACGCCUCGUUCAAACCCUGACGUUGGUGGGUCUAAUCUUGGGUAUAAUCGGUGGUACUCAGGCCGGCCAAAAUGUCGCCAAGACGGGCCAGUACACAGUAUCAUCUUUAUCGCAAGCGGGCAUAGGCCUUACGAUCGCUUCGUUCGCACUACUAGUCCUCGCUACUUUAUUCGUCGCGCAACAGAUCUCAUACGUGGAAUCCGGCGAGAAACGACUAGUCCUAGCUGUAGGACUUUCUCUUCCUUUUAUUCUUGUCCGAUUGGUCUACUCGGCGAUAUCAGUAUUUGGAAACAAUCCCUCCUUCAACCAACUGAAGGGCAACGCCGAUAUCCUGCUUGGAAUGUCCGUCCUUAUGGAGAUGAUUGUUGUUAUCAUUGUCGAGGGUAUCGGGAUGACAUUAAAGACCGUUCCGAAAGGUGAACGUGUCGCAUCAACGUCUAGUAGUUAUCAACAAAACGGACGACACGACGAGACUAGUUAUGAGAUGGGCGGAUAUAGAUAAGCUUCAAUUAUCUCGCUGUUUAAAGAGUAUAUAACAAGGGAGUUUCUGGUCUGGAUUUUUAAAGGAUUAUGAUGGAUAUUUAAAGUAUAUUAUGAUGAUAUGAUUCUUGUACCUAUAGAUUUAUAUAAAUGAAGUUGUAUUUUAAUGUUGGUUCUGAAAAAUCUAUUACUUGCUUAAUUACAAGGGGUUUCCAGCGCCCCGGAUUCG
Molecule: messenger RNA, 1093 nt
Organism: Hypoxylon trugodes
Lineage: Eukaryota; Fungi; Ascomycota; Sordariomycetes; Xylariales; Hypoxylaceae
Exons: 2
Coding region: 53-886 (277 amino acids)
Source: RefSeq, a predicted model, not a curated record